AUGAGUGUAAGCGGGGAGGUGAUGCGAGCAGACAUAUCCAAACUGUGUCUGCUGGUUGCUGCACUGGCAAUAGGAUCUGCGGCGGGAACCGGCGAGUGUAAACGCGGUGUGAGCUGGUGGGACAGGCACCGCGGGUCCUGUGUCCCCUGUACACGCUGCGACUCAGCCCAGCGCCUCGUUGUAAGGUAUCCCUGCGAGAUACACAGGGAUACCAUAUGCCAAUCCUUAAACGAAGCACAAAUACCACCAUUCAACACACCCGGUCCGACCCGGGUGUUUAAAAAAGACAAUGAAUCAAGUGAAAUACCUAGUGAAUACGAGUGGUACGAAUAUGUGGACUAUGAUAGUGAGGUGACUGCUAGUGAUGAUGCAGGGACGUGGGACCUUCAGACGACUACCCUCAGUGUAGCCGCAAGUGGCUGUAUCGUUUUCUUUGUAGUGGUGCUCGUCAUGUCGCUGUAUCAUGCCAGGCAAUGGAAAGUUAUUCGACGGGCUCUGAAGUCAGAUGUACAAGAUUUAACAGCGAAGCUAAAGCUGAUGGAAGCGGGUGGCGAAACAACGGUAGAGCCAGUUGUGGCCGCUGAUCACCACAUCUACUGCAAUAUUCAUGUGGGAAAAAACGCAUUACUUGGUCCGAAGAAGGGAUUAGGUAAUGUCUACACACAAGAGAAGCAUAACCCUUAA
Molecule: messenger RNA, 684 nt
Organism: Arctia plantaginis
Lineage: Eukaryota; Metazoa; Arthropoda; Insecta; Lepidoptera; Erebidae
Source: the annotation of a GenBank genome assembly